AUGUCAACUGAUCAAAACGCUGCUCCAGAAUGGUUCAAAAAUCAAGCAGCUGGUGCUGUGGUUCUGAUUUUGAAUCUUAAGGCUAGAGAGUUCAAGUUGCCUGAAUCCAUUAAAAGAAUGAGAAACCUGAGGGUUCUUAUUCUCACCAAUUAUGGUGUGGAAUAUCAAACUGAAUUCACAAACCCAGGGCUGCUUGCUUCUCUAGGGAAACUGAGGAGGAUCAGAUUGCAGCAGGUUUCACUUCCUUACCCAUGCAAACUGAAGAACGUGCGCAAGUUAUCUCUUUACAUGUGUAAAGUGAGGGAGGCUUUUGAAGACAACUCUUUGGAAUUCUCAAAAGCAAUGCCGAGUCUGGUUGAGCUGAACAUUGAUUAUUGCAAAGAUUUGGAGAGGUUGCCUGCUGGGUUUUGCAAUAUAACCACAAUGAAGAAGCUGAGCAUCAGUAGUUGCCACAAGUUUGUUGAACUUCCCCAAGAAAUUUGGAAACUUGAGAAGUUGGAGUUGCUAAGAAUUAGUCACUGCGCUGAGUUUAAGGAGAUGCCGGAGUCAAUCACUUGGUUGAAGAGUCUAAUCUUUCUCGAUAUCUCAUACUGCAUAAAGCUUGAGAAAUUACCGGACAAUUUGGGAGAGCUAAGGAGCCUAAAACAGCUGUAUAUGACGAAUUGUCCAGUAAAUAAAUUGCCAGAGUCGGUCGUCCACAUGGAACAAUUAGAGAUUGUGAUAUGCGACGAAAAUACUUAUGUUUAUUGGGAAGAUAUCAAAGCUUGUCUCAACAGAGGACUAUACAUAAAGAAGGCCGCGCAAAAUGCAGACUUAAAUUUUCUUUUCUGA
This is a messenger RNA of Prosopis cineraria, 831 nucleotides long. RefSeq names its product probable disease resistance protein At5g66900. Gene Ontology annotation, biological process: defense response to fungus. The record is from RefSeq and is a predicted model, not a curated record. Lineage: Eukaryota; Viridiplantae; Streptophyta; Magnoliopsida; Fabales; Fabaceae. The transcript has 2 exons. The coding region runs from base 1 to 831 and encodes 276 amino acids.